UUAGUAUUUGGUAUAAACUCUACAAUUUAUUUUGCAUAAUGUUUAAAAUCCUGGUAAUUUUGGGGCUAUGUCAUCAAAUGUACAAUUGAAAACAAAAUAGUUUAGGUUUGCUAUUCGGAAUCGGAAUAUCAUAAUACCAAAAAAGAAAAUUUUCUCUCUAACCAACAUUCAUUUCAUUGUUUGAUAACGAGAAAACUGAGAAAACAUUUGAUGUUUUCAUUUUGCUUUGCUUCUUUAGAAGGCUAAUUUAAUUAAAAUGUAAAUGAAUUCUGUACGUUGCAUUUCGAUGUGAUAUUUUGAGUGAGUAGUAUUACUCGUAUUUAACUAAAAAAUGCUCAACGUAGAGAAGACUUGUCGGACGUGCAUGAAAAGCUGUGAAAUAUUAAUAGAUCUCUAUGAGCCUUUGAAAUCGGAAAAUGAGAAAUGUCCUACUCUGUCCGAGAUUUUGGAAGUCUGUACGGCUAUGCAGGUAUCGAAAGAGGAUGGGUUUCCUCAAAAAUUAUGCGAGGAAUGUGUCAAAGCUCUGCAGUUUGCCUACGCCUUCCGAAUGCAAGUGCUUAAUUCCUAUGAAGAGUUCAGGAAAAUAAUUGAAGCUCAAGCAAAUGUAAAAAAUGAAGAAAUUGAUGUAGAACUUAAGACCGAGAAUCAAUUCGAUUACGAUUUCUGCUAUGACGAUUUCCUACUCGAUGACUUUACCAAACAUGAGACUGAAGACAAAACUUAUGAGUGUAGCACAUGCAACAAGCAGUAUACUAAUGAAAAAAGGUUUAUUAACCACUUAAAAACACAUGGAGAACCCAAUUUGCCUUGUCCUGUUUGUACUAAAACUUUUCAUAAGCAAUCUACCCUGAACCGCCAUUUAGUGAAACACUACAAGUGUAAUAUAUGCCUUAAUUACUUUGAAACAGAAAAGUUACUAUUAGAACAUAUGACCGAGCAUGUAGAUGUUGAGAUUAAGACUGAACAAGAAGAUCUUUAUAAAUGUUCUGAAUGUGAUGUAGCGUAUACUAAGCAGAGGUCUUUAGCUAUGCAUAUGAAAAAGCAUAAAGGCAAGGGGAAAAAGGAGAAAAGUUUCUUUUGUGAUGUUUGCGGAAAGGAGUUUGGCUUGAAGACAUUGCUUCGGAGACAUAUGAAGCUGCAUAGUGAAGAGAGACCAUAUCAAUGCCUGAAGUGUAACAAAAGUUACUCAAGGCAUGACCAGUAUACUGAGCAUAUGAAUAGACAUAAUGGAAUCAAACCUAAUGUGUGUCCACAUUGUAGUAAAGCAUUCAGCCAGCUCUGCAGCCUUAAAGACCACAUUCGCACACACACCGGCGAAACUCCUUACCUCUGCUCCGAGUGUGGCAAGGGCUUCAACAACAGCUCUAACUUGCGGCAGCACAUGAUGAGGCACACCGGGCUCAAGCCCUUCGCGUGUAACUUGUGCCCUAAGAGGUUUUCUACUAAAGGCCAAAUGACGUGUCACAUCGGUACGCACACUGGAGUACAUCCGUACAAAUGCGACGAGUGUGGCGCCACCUUUACCAAACCAAAUUCGCUGAAGAAACACAAGCUGAUACAUCUGGGCAUCAAACCCUUCGCCUGCGAUACCUGCAGCAUGCGAUUUUCGUGCAAAGACCACCUCAAGCGCCAUUACCGCAUCCACACCGGCGAGAAGCCUUACAAGUGCAAGUACUGCGACCGAGCUUUCACGCAGAGCAACGAUUUGGCCAAACACACGCGCAUGCACGUCGGACAAAACAUUUACCAAUGCACACAAUGCGACAUGCGCUUCCGUCUCCUCAGCGAGCUGAAACAGCACUACCCCUCUCAUUACAUCCCCCGCGGGGAGCCCCUGCCCCUGCCCCUGCCCAAGGAGGCCUCCCUGGACGUGCUCAAGCCGUGCGAGGAAAACAAGGAAGGCACUAUUACUAUCAGGUUCAGCAGCAAUGGGAUGGACAAGGAUGGGUUGCAUGGGAAUAUUACUAUCGAUAUUACACCAUAAAAUUGAAAAAAUAGAACAUCCCUAUCCUUACCCAAUCGGAUGUGCUUAAAAUUGUGUGAAGAAAAAGAAGGAGCUAUUACUAUAGCAGCGGGAUGGACAAAGAUGGGUUACGUGGGAACAGGUACUAUUGAUAUUAUACCACAAAAGGAGAGUAUGUAUACAUUUCUUAGGAGACAAAUUUCGGAAACAUACAUUUAAAAACAUUUUUCCUACAAAACAGCGUUUGUUGAUGUUUGUUGUAAUCGCUUACCAUCAGGUGAUCCGUCUGCUUGUUUGCCUCGUCUAUCAUAAAAAAAAUGAUAUGGUUUACUUGUCCUUGGUGGAAAAGGAAAGAAUAAUACAUUCCUACCAUUUCCAUAUCCCUAGCCUCGUCCUGCCCAUUGUGAUUCCUAAUGGACAUAUUCCAUUUUUAGCAAGUUAUGACUGGAUAGGUUGGGGUAGUGUUGGUUACGACUCGAAUCCUUUGAGUCCUCUGUUUUAAGACUCGAUUCAGUUUUUCAGACUCUUAUAAUUAAGACGAAACUCGAGUUCUUUUCAACAUAUUAGAGACUAGAGUAUUUUGUAGAGACUCGAGUCCUUUUCGGAGAAAUAGUAAUUUUAUUACAAAUAACUUCGAAAUGCGUUGUCUUUAUGUAAAAUUCAUGGAUGUACAUAACAUAAAUCAUAUAAUAACGCCUAUUUCCUUUACUGUUGUUUAGGUAAAACCUAUAAAAUUGUUGACUGAGUCUUUAUUCAGAGACUCGAGUUCUUUUGAGUUGCGCUUAAAAAAGACUCAAUAAAGGACUCGACUCGGGACUUAAAAGACUCAGAAGUUUUUAAAGCUCUCGUGAAAACAAGUCGAGUUCUUCAAUUUAGACUCAAAAUACUUGAGUUCCUACCAACACUAGGUUGAGGUUACACAGAAACUUAUUUUUUGUAACUAAAAACGUAAAAUACAGGAAAAUGAUCUCUAUUUUCCAAAUAAUUUGGUUUAAAUUUCAAUGGCUUAAAUAGAGAGUGGUGGGCAGGACGAGGCUAGACCCAUAUCAUAAUAAAUAAAAUACUAAUAAUAUGCAGUGGUAUUCAGAUAAAUGGUCACGAAUUCUGUACGUAUGAAGAUUUGAAUAUAAGCAUUGUUAGUUUGCGAUUAUUUGAAAAUAAUUUGUACUGUUUAGAGAAAACUAUAUUAAUGUCAGCACCCUUUAAUAAUUGCCCCUCUUAACCGUAUUUUAAGGUAGUCUUUAGGUUUUCUCCUUUUUUUUUAUUUGCCUCAUAAAAGCAAUUCCUACCUGAGGAACUUUUCAAAUCUCGAAUUUUUGAAGCUUUGUUUCUGUCGCGCUGCGGUGGACGGGAGUACGUGCGUGCGACAAGGACGACCGCAGCUCGGACUAAAAUUCCCACGCAAAAAACUCAAAAAUCGAGGUUUCGCUCUCGACUGUUUCCUCCUCCAAAAUGCAACCAAUCAUUAUGAAAUUUUGGAAACUGCAGAGGAAGAAAUAAUCUAUGCCGCUAUGUUUUGAUUUUUUGUACAUUAGUUGUCUUAUUUGUAUACUGCGCCUUUUUUUGCAGCCAAUUCAAUUGAGACGUUUUUGCGAUUUUCCAGGCGCUGUAAGUUUCUUCAAAAUAAAAUAAUUCAAACAAAGCAAAACAUAGCGGCACAGAUAUUGAUGACAUUGAUCUUAUUUGAAAAAAUCAUUGCUCUAGGUUAAAAAUCCAGGGAGGAAACAGUCGAGAGCGUUUGUAUGGAAAAAUCGCAACUAGGAAUUCCUCUUAACUUCCUCAAAGUCAGUAACGUGUCAUAUGAAGAAUUGUUUUCAACUGCCCACGAUGGAACUGCUGGGCGGGAGCCAAAUCACACAAACAAUGCUCUGUAAUCCGGCGUUUGGGUGUGUUACAGCCGGAUUAGAGAGCGGGUCAUCUAAAACAAAAACUGCCGGAUUGGCGAGCGCCGGAAUACCGAGCGCCUACUGUAAUUGAGGCUUGUAAAGUUUUAUGAAUAAGUAGGUAAAACUUUUUUGUACAAAUAUAUGUCGGCGGCCGAUCGUAAGAUCAGGCAGAUCGUGAAAUUCCUAGGCAUAUCCUGAAACGUGAAAAUCUUUGUCUCUUCCCGUGACGACUCAGCAGGGCUCCUAUUUCUGAACAGUUUGCGGCCAUCUGAAGCAACCCGUUUAACCUAUCCUAUCUAUCUAUUGGAUUAAUGUGACUACCGUCAAAUAUUACACGGGAACAUUACGAUCUGCCUGAUUUUACGAUCGGCACAGAUAUAUACAGGGUGUUUAUUUAGUCACCUGAAAUAAUUUACGGGGUCAAUAUUUAGGUCAUAGGGACCAACCCGAAAUCGCGAAAAAAAAAUUUACUCUACCAUAUAAAAUGUAUGAAACAGACAUUUUUUUUUCGCGAUUUCGGGUUGGUCUUAUAGUAAAAGUUGCUCAGUAUGACCUAUAUAUUCACCCCGUAAAUUAUUGCAGGUGGCUAAAUAAACAUCCUGUAUAACCGUAUGUUACAUUAAAUGUUGCCUAUAUACAGGGCAGUGAUGUUGCCUUAUUAAAAAUCUCAUUAGACUAAGAUAUUGGCUUUACUUAGUUAAGUCAGUUUUAAACGAUUUUUAAAUGUUUUAACAGUACAAAAGUGUUUUAUAAAUUUAUCGACACGAUUUGGUGUUUUCAAAUAUAUUAAUGUUUAAGAUUAGUCCAGCCGUCCUAAGUAUGUGACAUUUUUCGUUUGUCCAAGUUAAAGAAAUUGUAUAUUUUAUAUUAAUGUGGAUAUCUUGUCAAAAUUUGCAUGUAAAUAUGUAUAUUUUUACAGUACAUAUGGUGCUACUUUACCGCACUAGUGCGAAAAUUAGCAUAUUACGUUACUGUGUCGAACAUUUAAAGGGCCAUAUGUACUGUAAAACGUUGUACGAUACAUGUGCGAAUAGGUAAUUCGCAACUCGUGCCGAUUAAAAACACUCCCUUCGGGCGUGUUUUAGUUUAUCGCCACUCGUUUCGAAUUUCCUAUUUUUCGCACUUGUAUCGUAAUGUAGUAUUACAUUACAUCUGGUGCUACUUUUCCGCACUAGUACGAUAAUUACAUAAAUUACUAUUUAGAAAAUUUUACGAAAAUUUAAAGGGCUAUAUGUACUGUAAAACGUUGCACGAUACAUGUGAGAAUAGGUAAUUCGCAACUCGUGUCAUUUUAUCAUAACUCGUUGCGAAUUUCCUACUUUCCGCACUUGUAUCGUAAAUAACUAUCACAGUACAUAUUAUGGCGCUACUUUACUGCACUAGUGCGGUAAUUAGCACUUUACUGCCCCGAAUUAGCUAUGAAUCGUUUGUCUUUAUCUGUCAUUUUGACUUCUGUAUUUGUCAGAAAGGGACAAAACAUAAUUUAACUAAAUCAGGCCCGUAAAGUUUUAUGAAUAAGUGGGUAUGAAGAUAUCAUACCUACUAGUGCUUGUCUUGCCCCGGUGAUAUUCUUACUAGACUGGGAGCCAGGAACAGAUUUCCAUGGCCAAUCGCCUCCCGGGCGAAAACUCGUAUAGUGGUUAACGGCUAUGUAUGAUGAACCCUCGCGGACGUCAGCUGCCGCUCCGUUGGUGGGUUGAGGAAUGGCAGCCACCGAAACACGUAAAAAAAGUCGUCAUCGCCUCCCGUUUGAUUAUUGUUAAUUUUAAAAAUCGUCAGCCGGUUAUAUCACGGUCGUGAGAACGUCAGCUGGUCGCAUGAACAUGUAAACAAUAAGCGCUUUACCAUUUAUGAUAGCAAUAACAAAUCAUGAAACUUUGCAUCUAGCAUUUCAUCAGGUAAAACGCCUGAAACGCCAUAAACGGGUGAGAGUCAGAAUGGCGGGUGUACCUAAAUAAAUUUAAAUGAAAACCAUACCAUAUUUUUGUACCUAAAUUGUACUAUUUAGUGCCUCCUUUAAAAAAAAUUGUACCUCGCGGUACUUAAAGUUAUCACCAAAAAACAGUACACCCGCCAUCCUGACAGAAUGGCGGGUGUGCUUUAUUACGCUAUGUUCCCGUGGUUAUUGAUAAAUUCUAUAAAAGCCGAAUUUUUGUACCUUUUUUGUACCUUCAUAUUCAAUUAUAAUAAGAGUCAUUUUAUUUGCGAUUUCCGAGUUUUACUCAUUUUAUAUUUUGAUUGCUAUUACAAUUUUGCAGGCGUUAUAAUUUUUCAAGUUAUCGAUUUCAUUUUUAAGUACUUUCACAUAAACGGAUAACGCAAUUUACACAUUACGCAUACUUUGCGGACAUAAACUGGUAAGGCGCGUAUUUUUUACAUGUCCAUAUUACAGCUGACGGUCUUUCCGCCGCGAUACAACCGGCUGACAGUUUUUUUUUACUAUCAUCUGACAACGUAUCAGCCGGAGGUUAUGACUGACGAAAUAUGCUCCUGGCCCGCGCUCUAUACCCCACCUUACCUUAUUAUUUGGCUCUAUGACUAGCAUAAAAAAGCCUUAAUUUUGGAAAAUUGCUCAUAUUAAGUAUAAUAUAUGUUGCAUUAAAACGCUGUGAGCGGCAUUUUGUUAUAAAUAUUAGUUUAUUGCUUCUAUAUUUAAUGCUUAGAAAUGAUAUGUAGAUAGUGUACAUCUGUUUUAAAUAAGUUAUAUAUGAUUAAGAAAUACGUAUACAAAGACUUAGGUUAGUGUAAAAUGUUACAGCUGCUAAUUUGACAGCUAGAGUAGAUAGCGCUGUCCGUUUUAUGAUAGUUUGUUGAGCGUUAGUGCUUCAAAACCACUAGUUAUCGCAUAGUAUACCACGUACAGUCAAAUCUGAAAACAUACACUAUCGAAGUGCCAAACAUAUGUAUACACGACUUUAUGGCCCAUAUAAAUUAAUAAUAAAUAAAUAAAUAUUAUAGGACAUUAUUACACAAAUUGACUAAGUCCCACAGUAAGCUCAAUAAGGCUUGUGUUGAGGGUAUUUAGACAACGAUAUAUAUAAUAUAUAAAUAUUUAUAAAUACUUAAAUACAUAGAAAACACCCAUGACUCCGGAACAAAUAUCCAUGCUCAUCACACGAAAAAUGCCCUUUGGAAAUACCAGGAUUUGAACCCGGGACCAUCAGCUUCGUAGGCAGGGUCACUACCCACUAGGCCAAACCGGUCGUCAGUAUAUUACGGUAGUGUAUACAUAUUUUUGCCACUUCGUCCGUAUCAAUAUUUUCAGACGUGACCAUACAAAAAGAGAAAAUGUUUUUCCACUUUUAAAUAUUUUCCAUUCUCUAUGAUUUUUAGUAUGUUUUUGACACAAUGAAAAACUAGGUUUAUAGGUUGUCUUUUUUUUUUAAAUUGUAAUAGGUACAAUUUUUUUAAAUUGAAACCUAUAUAUAAACCUAGAAUAUGUUAUGAUGAAGCGAUCGACAUUAAAAUCAAAGUGAUUUGUCAAACGUGGAAAACGUCGCGGGUUCAAACCCCGGCUCGUACCAAUGACUUUUUAGAAACUAAUGUACGAAAUAACAUUCGAUAUUUACCAGUCGCUUUUCGGUGAAGGAAAACAUCGUGAGGAAACCGGACUAAUCCCAAUAAGGCUAGUUUACCCUCUGGGUUGGAAGGUCAGAUGGCAGUCGCUUUCAUAAAAACUACGCCAAUUCUGGGGAUUAGUUGUCAAGCGGACCCAGGCUCCCAUGAGCCAUGGCAACUAUACUGGUACGAAACAGUACCUUAUAAUUUAUUGAAAUUAAUGCGUUGGGUUGAUUCUGCUCACGUCUCCUGAAUCAUAAACCUGUAUAUAAUCAAUAUAUUUUUUUUCAAUUUUUAUUGUCGACUUAAGUAUUUGAAAAACGUGGCGCUAUUAUUUUAUAAGUUUAGAGGUAGGUGUUUUAAUUUAGAUAUUUACCUUUAUGAGGCUUUCCAUGUCAUUAUGUUAGUUUUCAUAAUUUUAGAAUAGUUUGGGUACAAAUAUUUAUUUAGUUCCAAUGCAUUUAGUUCAUGUACAAAGUAUUAUCAUAUACACUAUUUUGUUCCAGUACA
Molecule: messenger RNA, 7917 nt
Organism: Cydia pomonella (codling moth)
Lineage: Eukaryota; Metazoa; Arthropoda; Insecta; Lepidoptera; Tortricidae
Product: gastrula zinc finger protein XlCGF57.1-like
Exons: 6
Coding region: 332-1984 (550 amino acids)
Biological process (GO): regulation of transcription by RNA polymerase II
Cellular component (GO): nucleus
Molecular function (GO): RNA polymerase II cis-regulatory region sequence-specific DNA binding; DNA-binding transcription factor activity, RNA polymerase II-specific; zinc ion binding
Source: RefSeq, a predicted model, not a curated record